CCAUGGUCUACUGGCAGGUAGGCGGCGGCGUGGUAUCUCAAGGUGGAAGAUCUGCGAGUAUCGCGUUUUUGGUUGCGUUUCCGAUUUCCACGGAGAUCUCUAGGUACACUUUCGCUUAUGCGGUGAGCUCGCAUUCCGUGACAGUGCGAGAGGUCCAGACGAAGAGAUUGUACGGCGUGUUUGUGACGUGGCUCGCACGCAGAACCGGCACCUUGCCUAUGGAUUUUGUAAUUGGACCGAUUUUCAUGGGCACGAUUCUCUUCAAUACGAUCGGCUUCGUGUUCACCGAGAACGAGGCUCAUACAGCGGUUUUCUGUUUUCGCAAGUACUUGGAAUUGAUCGGGAUUCUGACACUGAACAUGUUCGCCGGGCAGAGUUUUGGUAGCUUCUUAGGUUCUUGCAAACCCGACAAUCGCUUGGCUGGGUUCAUGAUGACUCUUUUAGUUUUUCCUUUAUCAACCUGGACUCCGAGUAUCACAAUGGGACUGGAGCUGCCGUGGAUCCUCAGUUAAGGCAACCAAGAGAGCAUCCUCAAGAAUGAACGCCAUCCUUGGCAUCUUUUUCAAGCGGAAAAAGGGUCCCGGGAUGGUCUCAGGGAUGCGUCCCGGUAGCUCUAACUUAGGCCUGUGCAGUACGUCUCGGUCUUCCACUGGGGCAGCAGCUUACUCCUUCUAUGGGCCUGGCGAGGGGUCGAACUCAUCAACUACAACCCGACAGCAGUGAAUAUGGAACGCUUUCCGCAAAACUGCUACUACGAGAGAAGAGAAGUAGCCGGAGCACCAACUUCAACGAGUGGAACUGUGAGGGGACGAACUGCAUCUUCUGAACCUGUUGGUGGAUCUUCCAGUGGAG
Molecule: messenger RNA, 852 nt
Organism: Amoebophrya sp. A25
Lineage: Eukaryota; Dinophyceae; Syndiniales; Amoebophryaceae
Source: the annotation of a GenBank genome assembly